AUGACGGCUGAAGCUGCAGACACACGGGCAACAGGAGCGGCUGGCACAGUGGCUGCCGAGACAGCGCCCCGGACUACUGGAGUAACUGGCUACAAGGAGCUACAGGAGCAACGGACCCACGGGCGACAGGCGCAACAGGCUCUCAGGGCUACUAGGACAGCGCCCCAGACUACAGAUCCACCCCCCUCAGCGGCAGCUGCAGCACUGGGAGACGGAGGAGGAGGAGGAGCAGGGGAUGGCACACAGAAACUGCACCCCCAUACCCGCCACCCCCACACUCCUCACCCCCAAACCCUAAAACGGGUUGCAAAGGGUAGGAGCGCAAGGGACGGCGGGGGGGACGGCGCGCGGCCCUCAGGGCGCCACCACGGGGCAGCAGGGUGCCGCGCUCGGCUCCCCAGGGCGGUGCGACGAGGCAGCGCAGGGUCGCGCGCGGCUCCCCAGGGCAGCGCGACGGGGAAUCGGGGGCCGCGCGCGGCUCCCCAUAGCGUCGCGACGUGA
Closterium sp. NIES-65 is the source of this 501-nucleotide messenger RNA. The record is from the annotation of a GenBank genome assembly. Lineage: Eukaryota; Viridiplantae; Streptophyta; Zygnematophyceae; Desmidiales; Closteriaceae.